UAUAUUUCAGUGUGUAUAAAUCUUUAUCAUAAGAGAACUGGUUGAUCUACAAUUGGAAGCAUUCACAGUGGAUCAAAAAAUCUUAUGUAUUUAUUCAAAAGAUGCUAUCAUGACGUCAGGAAAGAUGAUUUAUGUAAUAUAGGAGACUACUGUGAUGGCUCAAGUGGCUAGAACAUUGCGUACUGCUAUACGAAGUUUAACAUCACCAAUGAGGAGUUUCGGUAGUGCCCAACCUUUGCAGGAAGCUGCUUUAGAGGAACGUUGUAUUCUUGUUGAUGAGUCGGACAAGCCUCUUGGUAAUGCCACAAAAAGAGACUGUCACAUUGUUAAUUCUGAUGGACAAGUUUUACUUCAUAGAGCAUUUAGUGUCUUUUUAUUCAAUGGUAAAGGAGAACUAUUACUUCAAAAAAGGUCUCCCAAUAAGAUAACAUUCCCAAACCGUUAUACAAAUACAUGCUGUAGUCAUCCAUUAUUUGAAAUUCCCGAAGAAACUGAAGAACGUGAGGCACUAGGAAUUCGUAGAGCAGCAAGAAGAAGACUGAAUUUUGAGUUAGGAAUUCCUUUGUCAGAAAUUUUGCUAUCAGAUUUUUUCUACUUAACAAGAAUUCAUUAUCAAGAUGUGGAAGGUAUAUGGGGUGAACAUGAAAUAGAUUAUGUGUUAUUUAUACAAAAAGAUAAUGUAACAUUGGAUCCAAAUCCAGAUGAAAUCAGUGAAAUUCGUUGGGUAUCAAAAUCAGAAAUCAAAGAUAUUGAGAAAAAUCUUAAUCCAUUGAGUCCCUGGUUUAAAUUAAUUCUUAAGCAUAAAUUGUCAUCGUGGUGGGAUAAUCUACAUUCAUUAGAAAAAAUACAAGAUCAUAAAACAAUACAAAGAUUUUUAUAAUACCUUUGAACAAAGAAUUAAGUUCAAUAGCCUUAUCACACAUAACGUUAAUUAAGGUAUUUUAUUACCAUCCAAAUAUUUAAAUAAUUAAUAACAAAAGAUUUGAGGAUGAAAUCCGUACAAAAUGAUUAGUUUUAUGCAAUAAGUUGUACACUAUAAAUAUAAUUGCAGUAUAAGUACAAAAGUAAAUUUGUUCAUAUAAACUUGCACUUUGUAAAUAUUGAAAUAUUUAAUAUAAUUUUGAUAACUUGGCUAAUUACCAUUAGACAAUUUGUAUACUUAUAUAAAUUUUGUGAAUACAUUUUUGUCAUAGGAAAAAUAAUUUUGUAAAUAUAUAGUAAACCAUGAACUAAUCUUUCUUAAAUACUAUUUUCUUACUAAAAAGUGUGUAAAUAAAAAGUAAAACUCAAAAAUACGAAGAUAUAAAAAUUUUAUACUGCAACGAAUGAUAAAUUUAAAACAAUUUUCUACAUCUUUAUGUUAAUGUAUCUUCCACUUUAUUCAUUAUUAAAAAGUCAAAGAAAAAAUGGUUUUUAUCAUGUAUUGAAUAUAAUAUUUAGAAUAAUGCAAUAAAAUAAUAGAACAUGAUCAGUAAAAUGUAAUAGAAAUAUCUUCAUUAUAGUUUCAAAAAUGGUUUAAAAGGUAUAAAAAAGGUUUAAGAAGUUUAAAAAAGAUCUCAGAGGUCUAAAAAAGGUUUUAAAGGUUUAAAAAAUAACAUUAAUUUCUAUAUUGAUGGUAUUUCAAAGGUUAAUAAAAAAUGGUUUGUUGUAAGGGUUCACAACUUUAUUAUUUAUAUACAAAAUAUGCGUAAUUUUUCAACGAUUCUAUGAAUAAACCUUAUUGCGUUUAUAAACUGUUAUAUGAUUAUUAAAUUCUCUUGUUGUACAAUAAAAUAUUAUAUCACUAUGAUUUAAUAAUUUAAUAUAGAAUUAGUAUUUAAUGGGUUGAAAAUAUAUUGAAUAAAGAUAUUAAUUGGAUAUUAGAAAUGACGGAUAUCUCCAUCUUUAACCAACAAGAGUAUAGAAAAAUAUGAGUGUUUUAAAGAAAUACAAAUUUAAAAGGAAAAGUUGUGCUAAAAUAUUUAAUUACAGGCAGAUAAUAAUUAUGCAAUUUUAUGUCUACCUCAGUCUAAUAUUGGGAUAUAUUUGUAUUCACCUAAUAAAGGUUUUAUUUUAUUAUCAUUUAUUAA
Molecule: messenger RNA, 2069 nt
Organism: Bombus huntii
Lineage: Eukaryota; Metazoa; Arthropoda; Insecta; Hymenoptera; Apidae
Gene: Idi
Product: isopentenyl-diphosphate Delta-isomerase 1
Exons: 3
Coding region: 155-880 (241 amino acids)
Biological process (GO): isopentenyl diphosphate biosynthetic process; isoprenoid biosynthetic process
Cellular component (GO): cytoplasm
Molecular function (GO): isopentenyl-diphosphate delta-isomerase activity
Source: RefSeq, a predicted model, not a curated record